This is a messenger RNA of Helianthus annuus (common sunflower), 1653 nucleotides long. RefSeq lists its product as uncharacterized. The record is from RefSeq and is a predicted model, not a curated record. NCBI's taxonomy places the organism in Eukaryota, Viridiplantae, Streptophyta, Magnoliopsida, Asterales, Asteraceae. The coding region runs from base 1 to 1653 and encodes 550 amino acids. The transcript is spliced from 2 exons.
AUGGAACAAAAGUUACAAGAGCAUGAUACUACCUUACUUCGUUUAGAAUCUGUGGCCACCAAGAAUGCUGAGAAUAUAGCAUCUAUGAAAACCCAAAUGGAAAAUCAAAUGAAUGAAAUCAUUCGGAGUAUUCAAGCUUUGAGCAACAAUCAAGGUCAACAGGCACAAGUUCAGCAGAUUGUUAGUCCUUAUCAUAACAGCAACAAUAGACUCACAAAGAUGGAGUUUCCAAAAUUCAAUGGAGAGAAUAUUGAGGGAUGGAUGUGCAGGGUGGAACACUUGUUUGAUAUUGAUGCUACCCCUGAAAAUCUUAAGGUAAAGUUUGUAAUAGUUCAUUUGGAAGAUAUAGCUUUACUUUGUCAUCAAUCACUUGUGAAAUCUAGAGGGGGUAGUAUUGAGGGGAUGUUGUGGAAUGAGUAUAAAGGAUUUAUUCUUGCAAGAUUUGGGAUGGGUCUUAAUCAGUAUGCAAUGGGGGCCUUAGUAGAUCUGAGACAAACUGGGUCUUUGAGUGAAUUUUGUAAGGAAUUUGAUUUAGCUUUAACUAGGGUCAAUAUUUGUGGUGAGUAUGCAGUAAGUCUGUUCUUGAGAGCCAUUAAGCCUGAAAUUGGUAAUCCAUUUAAGUUGAUUAGGCCAAGAAAUUUGCCUAAGGCAUACAUGCUGGCUAGAAUUCAAGAGGAUGAUAAUGCUUCUUAUAACCGGUAUAGUAAGCCCUUCAAAACUUCAUUCUCUUCUAUUAAUAAGCCUACAGGAGGUCCUAAUAUUCCAUUGUUGCCUGCACCUUUACCUAAGCCUAAACCUAUGAGUGCUAGGAGAUUGUCUCAUAAGGAAAUUGAAGAAAAGAGGGCUAAGGGGGAGUGUUUUGGGUGUAAUGAGAAAUAUACACCUAAUCAUGUUUGCAAAAACAAGCAACUAUUCUCAAUUGAAAUUAUAGAUAUAGACUGUAAUGAUGAAAAUACCCUUCAUGAAAUGGUGAUGAACCCUUUUCAAGAUCAAGAGCCAUGUAUUUCAUUGAAUGCAAUCAUGAGAGUGCCUUCUUAUUCUACAAUGAGGGUCAUUGGGGCUAUUGGUACUAAACCCUUGCAAAUUUUAAUAGAUUCUGGAUCCACCCAUAAUUUUUUGAAUUUAGAAUUGGCCCUAAGAAUGAGAUAUCCUAUUAAGGAAGUGGCUGAGUUGAAUAUCACUGUGGCAGAUGGCAACAAAACGUCUUGUACUCAAUUGUGUGAAAACUUCAAGUGGAUGAUGCAGGGAAAUUGGUUUAGUACAGAUGUCAUGCUUGUUCCUUUAAGCAAUUAUGACAUGGUUUUAGGAGUUCAAUGGCUGCAAACUUUGGAUGAUAUAAACUGGAAUUUUAAGCAACUUACCAUGAAGUUUAAGAUGAAUGUGCUGUUGAGUGACCCUAAAGGCAUAGCAAGUACACAGCUGUAUAGUUUGCAAACUUUGGAUGGUGAUAUUUUCCAGCAUGAAACAAGGGUUGUUCAGAACAAUGAAAAUGAAGCACUGAAUUCUUUAUUGAAGAAAUAUGAUGAUGUUUUUGUUGUGCCUACUGUUUUGCCUCCUAAGAGAAAUUGUGAUCAUAAGAUUCUUCUUAAAGAUGAGAGCAUCGCCAUCAAUCAAAGAGCAUAUGGGUAUCCUGCUCAUCAAAAAAAGAUGUGA